Messenger RNA from Schistocerca gregaria, 6717 nucleotides. Its product is annotated as DNA polymerase interacting tetratricopeptide repeat-containing, protein of 47 kDa-like. The transcript has 8 exons. Gene Ontology annotation, molecular function: Hsp90 protein binding. The record is from RefSeq and is a predicted model, not a curated record. The coding region runs from base 287 to 1432 and encodes 381 amino acids. NCBI's taxonomy places the organism in Eukaryota, Metazoa, Arthropoda, Insecta, Orthoptera, Acrididae.
GGAUUUUAUUCUUGUUGGUUUUCUUUGUGCUCCAUCGGCGAAAUGUUUUUGUUUUGAAGAUGUGUGUUGUGAUGUCUAGUGUUACUCAUUGACAUCAGCAGUGUUGUAUGAAUUAUGAAUUUCAUCUUGUUAAUGCAUUUAGAUAUAUUUAUAAACCACAUAUCACGGUACCACGUGCUGAUUAGAGUUAGAUGUCUAGUGCGCACGUAACAAAGACUACGCAAUUCUCCAUCAGUACAACGAUACGCAAUUCUCAUCAGCACAACGACCUCAACGUUUCACAAGAAUGGAAAACCAUUCAGCAAAACCGAAGAAAACGAGUCAAAUGACUGACGAGGAGAGGUUACAAUUAGCAGAAAAGCUGGAUAAAGAACUGGACGAAUAUAUUGCAGGAUUAGAGAGACGUCCCUAUACCGAAGGAUGGCCGGAAGACCGUUGGCGAGAGGAAAUGGAGAAGCAUCCUUUCUUCAUGACGAAACCACCAGAAGAAGGGCAGCCCUUGUCACCUCUUUUGGAAGGCAUUCAGCAACUGAAGUAUGAUGAAAGUGAAAAUACACCAGAAGAAUUAGCAGCCACAUACAAGGAAGAUGGGAACUUUAACUUCAAGUGCAAAAAAUAUCGUGUUGCCAUCAUAAGUUAUACGGAAGGUCUUCGCCAGAAAUGCAGUGAUGAUUCACUGAAUGCCCAGCUCUUCAACAAUAGAGCAGCAGCACACUUUUUUCUGAAAAAUUACAGAUCAUGUCUGGCAGACUGUCGUGCAGCUCUGAAGGUUCAGCCAGGCUAUCCAAAGGCACUGUCUCGUGCGGCUGAGUGCAGUUUUCGCCUAUCAUUGUUUGAUGAUUGUAUUGCAUUCUGUGAUGAGAUGCUAGCAACAAGUACAAGCAACAAGGAGGCCUUAGAAUUGAGGGCGAAAGCUGUUGCAACAAAAAAGCGAGCUGAAAUGCAAGCUAGAAGACAAGCUGUUGCACGCAGAAAACAAGAAGCUGAAGAGAAGGAACUGGCAGCAGCCAUUAAAGAACGAAAUCUGAAUAUUGAAGGGCAAAGUGGUCCUGAGAUUAAACUGAAACUGCUUCAGCCAAUAAGUCCACAUGGGGUACAGAAACGUGUGCAUCUAAGUCAAGGCCGGCUGGUCUGGCCUGUUAUUCUGCUUUAUCCUGAAUAUGAGACAUCAGAUUACAUUCAGGAGUUUCCUGAAGACUGUAGGUUUGAAGACCAACUGACAACAAUAUUUGAAACACCUCCCGAAUGGGACAAAGAAGGGAAAUACCGACCUGAAAAUCUUCGACUGUGGUAUGAGGACCGAGAGGAAAAAGUAAAAUUUCCUGUAAACAAGGAAAAUACACUGGGUGAAACACUUUCAGACAAGCGAAUAAUAAUUCGCAAUGGAACACCAGUCUUCUGUGUUGAAGUUCUCGGAAAGGACAAAAAAUAAGUUUCAUAUAUACAUGUGUGUCAGCACCAAAGCAGUAAGUAUGCAAAACAAAAAGAGGAAGGGGGCAUAUUUUCUCCAUGUGCCACCUAAUGUGCAUUAUAGUAUCACAAACCUUGUAGACAUUGCACAGUUCCAUUGUGUGUUUAUUUGUCUACUAGUUGAUUAAUGCUAAAAGACCAGUAGAAAAUUACUGGAGUAUAGCUUUGUGCCAGUGCCAGUAUCUGUCUCAUCUGCUACUACUACUACUACUACUACUACUACUACUGAUUAACUGCUUUAUAUUUAUACAUUGUCAACAUUUUAAAAGUUGUGAUGAUCUUUAAGACACAAAUCCUAGUGGCCAGUUGUUAGGACGUAGAAACUUUUUAUUUGUUUUAGACUUGUAUGUGAGUUGGACUAAGUGUUGUGUGAUAUGUAAAGCCUUUCACUGUGUUAUACAUGCACACAUGUACUGUAAAGAGAGAAAGACUGCUUUCUGUAGAUGGAGGGAGAGAAGAAACCAGGUGCCAAAUGAUAAUGUGAAGUACAAAUUAAUCUUCCGUCAGAAAGAAAUCUUAGAACACCAGAAAUUAAAUGUUGACGACUAAUAGGUUGAAGGCUGCCCGUUGUAGGGCACAAUUAAAUUUAAAUUACAAGAAAUUGUAAACUAUAAAACAGAAAUACAGUGUAUUAUUUCCAGAUGGAUUGUUCAUUUCGGUGGUAUUGGACCACUGUGAAAAAUGUUUGUAAUGUUUCCGUUUCUGUUAUACAUACUAGCUCUUGGAUCUGAUUCUGCUUAAAUUUGAAACAUACUAUUGCAGAAUAUGUUGGUAUAUGGGGGGAAAUCCUAGAUAGUUAAGAUAGCCAAGUAGCAGGUAUUAUUUAUGAAACAAUGCCUUGCAUUUGAAUAUUUUGUGUUUAUUUAACAUGUGGAUGACCACUGUGUUGAGGAUAAACACAUAUAAAAAAGGUUUUUUUUUUUUUUUUUUUUUUUUUUUUUUUUUUUUUUUUUUUUUUUGCUAAAAUUAUAAAUGUGCGAGAGAGAUGCAUGUGCAUACUGUGUCAGAGAAUAAAAGUUUGAAAUAUUGGCUACAGUCAUCACUUUUUUGCCUCAUAUAAUUUGUCACCAUGUCCCAUUACAGUUUAAUGACCAUCUUUCAAUCUUAUGAGAGCUUCAGACCAAGUUGGCCUGCUUCAUUCAUAUGGUUUUGCAAAAUCACUUACAGUUUGUUCUGGAAUGACCAACUUCCUCUCUAUCAUCAUCUAUCAGAGCUAGUGCUCCAACUAUAAUGGUCUUGAUGUUACUGAGACAUUACAUUCUUAAGCUUCCUUUCUUCUUAUGUUUUAUUUUACUUUCUGUUCUGUGAUGUCUUUAAGCAGCAUCUGUUGUAAUAUUGUAUUUCUGCAAAUAAUAAAGUCCUGUGUUUGUACAUAUACAUCCCCAUUGACUAGAUUUCCAAAUCCAAUUCUAACAAAAUGGAAAACUUGCAUCUGUAACAGGAUAUGAGUGAAACAAUAGCCCUUCAGCAAAUCUUCUGCUGUUUGACAUUUGUCAAAAUAGAAAGUUAAGCUCCCUGUAUCCUAUUAUUUUUUAUCUUAAUGUAAUUACUGAUGUACAUUGUGUUUUAUGGCAGGUGAAACCAUUUGGAAAGAAAUCAGCAAAACUGUUUGAAAGUCUCUGAAGACAUAUCCUCAUGUAGUAUCCUUUUUUUUUAAGUUAUCUGUUUUCUAGUUAUCCGCCUGCAGUAUACAUGAUGAACGACAACUGAAAAGAAAAGAUUAUGUCCUCACAGAAUACUGCUGGCCCUUGUAAAAUUUGCAGUUGUUAAGCAGUUCUGGAGUUAAUUCUUUUCUCCUCAGCAAUAAUCCACUGGUUAUGAUGUCUGUGGGAAAUAUAAAACUGAAAACUGUAUACAGCCAAUUAUGGUAUGUGUACAGACAAUUUUUAGUAUCAAUAUAAAAGUAUAUUUACACAUGACGAAAAAUUGUUGUACUGUUGUACUACAAGGAGCAUUUUACCAUUGGAUAUGAGAAAAGCACUUGAACAAGCUUCACACUUUGUAAAUUAUGCUUCUAGAAAAGUGAUUAGAAAGAAAAGUAAUCAUUGUAAUUUUGAAUUAACUCUUGAGUGGGCACGACAUUUUUUAUAAUAGGAGCAUAUGCGUGGUGUACUUUGUACAUAUGUAAAGAGGAGCUGUCUUAAUGUUACCAAGGUAAAUACGUAUGAGCAAAAUUAGUUUGGUCUUAGUUUAAUUAAACAGUGAUGAAAUAAACUUUCAUUAUAUCACCCAGCUGCCACGUACAGGUGUUACCCCAUUGUAAUGACCCACUCGAUGCAAUAAGCAGCAUAGUUGCAUCAGAUUCCAGCCAACCGCUUAUUCGAUUGCUAAUCAUAUCGUAGAAAAGUGUCUCAUUGUGGGAUUAUGCUGCUAGCUCAGAGACUGGAUAAUUUUCUUGCAUGAAUCGUAAAUAUUUUCUCACCUAGCUCCCUGUUUAUUUUAUAUUACUGCCACUCACUUGGACAUAAGAAGUGCAACUUAUCACUAUAUUAGCUGAAGCAAUAAUGGAGGAAUAUAUAUCUGUUCUCAAUUGUAAAACCAACAGUGAAAUGGUGCAAGACAGUGUUAUCUGAGGUUUGCUACACACAUAGGUGUGCCCACUCGAUUGUUAACGAUAUUUUUGGACUUUCCACCAUUUAAAUCCAAUUGUUUCAUAAUAGCAUUUUAUGUUUGAGUACACCACUUCUGCAACAGUUCUGUCUUUUAUAAGGUGACUUCUUGACAGAAGCUUGAUUUGGUAUAACUACUAUUUACGUAAAACUAUUUCUGAUAGUCUACAUGAAUAACGCAGUACCAGUGUCUUAUUUUUUCUCGUAAAAGAUUGUGUACCUUCCUGUGUCAGCUGCAGCAAAAUAAUCCCAAUUAUAAAAAUUGUCUCAGUUGUUGCCACUUCUUAGGUGUUGUAGAACACCAAGUGGACAGUUAUUUGGGAUAUUGUUUUGUUAUAGAUUCAUUGAAAAAUUACACAAAAAUGUCUGCAAAGAUUUUUUAAAUAUGUUAUUUCAUAAGUCUUUCAAGUAACAUUGUAAAUGUGAAUCCUUUAAAAAAAUCAUAAAUGCUUUUGUAGUUAUGAACACAGUUAUAUUAAUCAAGGUAACAGAUUUAUUGAAAAUGAAUGUUGAAGCAUACAGACAGUUGGAGAGCCAAAAUCAGUAUUAGCAGAUAAUCUCUUGGCACUAAAAUCUGACAUGUUCACUUAAUUACAUUAGCUGUUUAGCCCUUGUGUUUUACUAAAUGAAGAAGUACUUGUUGUCUUGUUGUUGGUAAGGUGAUGAUUGUGCUGCUCUGAAAUCCUGAUGCUAUGAAGAACUACAGUCCAACUAUAUGGGGUGACUUGUGUGAAUAAACAAUAAAAUACUGUCAUUGGAGGUCUUAAGGGUGCCGAACUCAGAACAGUAUUAAUAAAAGGUUAUUGAAAUGCAAGAUUUUUUGUGCUCAAAUUUUGGCAUAUUCUUCACCAACAGUAAAUUGAAAUUAGCAUAGGCAUAAGCAAGUGACUUAAUCUGUGGGGCAUAGACUCAUAUAACAGCACAGAUAUUUUCACUGCAUUUAAAAUUACCGCUCUUUUCUCUGUAGCUGCUCUGUGUGUGUGUGUGUGCGUGCGUGUGUGUGUGUGUGUGUGUGUGUGUGUGUGUGUGUGUGUGUGUGCGCACGUGCGCGCGCUUGCGUGUGUGUGUAGCGUGUGCAUGUGUGUGUGUGUGUGUGUGUGUGUGUGUGUGUGUGUGUGUGUGUGUGUGUGUGUUAGAGAGAGAGAGAGAGAGAGAGAGAGAGAGCAGUAACUCUAAAUCUUGUAAAAUUUUGUAUGGCAUUGUGUGGGUCUCUGUGCCACCCAUGAAUUAAUUGCUUGUUUGUAAUGUGCCCUUGUUUUGUGUACUGUCUCUGUCCUGUAAUUAUCAUUAUCAUAAUGCUUAUGGGUGAUGUUAUUUACAACUGUUUUGUUUGCUGUUGAUGACCAAUGCUUUGUGCAUAUGCUGUUGUAGAGCAGUGUGUCUACCGUUAACAGAUUUUCUGACAUUAGAACAGUACACUAUUAUCCAUCAGUGAUGUUUUAAAAAAGGUUCAAUCCCAUCAGUAUAUUUGUGUCAAUCAUGGUAAAUCAUUUCUUUUUUCUGCUAUGGAGUCUAUUAUAUCAAUGUAUUCCAUAUACCCUGAUAGUGACAUGUGAAAUAGUGUCUCAUAUGCUGUGCUGGAAUAUGUUAGAGGAGCAUUUCUUUUAUUAAAUGUACUUUUGGAUUGAUGUUAAAUGUUAUAAAUAAUAGUAGAAAAGGAAGUAGUUACUUAUACUGCAAUGGUAGUGUGUGUUAGUUUUUAUGCUUUUUCUGUCUACAUACUACUUCUCUGAAAUUAGCAUUUGCCAAAUGUUGAACAUUUUAGUGACAGCAAUAUUUCUUCUAAAUAUAUUUUGGUGUAUGUGCAUCCUACGAAAAAUUAUGAGAAAAUUAGGCUCAUGGCAUGGAGUAUUUCGUUUUCUUGUGAUCUGUUUCAAAUUUACACCAAAAUUCACAAUGUCUCCCCACACUCACAUUGCUCUUUCUCCUUCCCUUGGUCAGUGUGAAAGAGAAACACCAGAUUCAUUCCAGUUUAGAAAGUGAUAAUUUAUUGACUGCAAUACUGAUACAUUUGCAAAUCCUGUCUGUAGUAAUAUUUUUUUCUGACAAUAAUAGUAUAUGGUGGGGUAUAAAUUUAAUUUCAUUUAGUGAUUGUACACGAGGCUUGUGAUUGCCACAUUUCAGUCUGUAAAAUUAUGGUCUUUCAGCUACUUUAUCUCAGCAGUAGAUUGUGUCAUUUGAAUCACAUCUGUGACUGAGGUGCAAAACAUAUUUCCCUAAAUAUGCUGCAUUUAUAGUUUGUUGAGUAGGACUCAUAUUCAAGCCUGUUUGCAAUAAAUUGAAAAGUGUGAUACUAAUUUGUAAUCCCUCUGCUUUAAUUUGUAUUUUACAGUCAUGUCGUUUGGCUUUUUUUUAUAUUCUAUAAUUUCAGAGAAAUACCAUGUAAAUUUUUAAUUUCUGUCACUUGUGUUUUUUAUCUCAGUCUUCUCUCAGUUAACAGUGCUACAAAUCAUUAAAUAUAGGGCAAAACUUUUCCUGUUGGAAUACCAUUUAUUGAAGCACAGUUACAUACUGUAAAUUAAUCUAAUGUUAUGACUCAUGUUAUAUUGUGAGAUGUCUAUUUUUGUUCAUUUUACAGAAAUUUGUUAUUGAUGUAUUUUGUGUAUGUAUGACUAUUAAAAAUGUUCUGUGUUUUGUA